CAGCACUGCUGAUAUUUAAACAGAAUCAAGUCUCUGACAACACUUACUAUCAGACAUCCAUCCGCUUGUGGAGCAUCUCUGGACAUCUCUAUAAACAUGUGCCGAUCACUAGAGCAUCUGCCAAUCGCCUGUCUGGAAAGGGCAAAGGAGCUCAAGGCACGGUUUGGAAGUUUUCUACUAAAGCAAGAGCUCAAUAUCAUGGGCCACUCACAAAAAAAUGACAAACUAACACCAGCGGACAGACAGAAAUGGUCUUUCCAUGAACUCCUGGCUCACAAAGAGGGGCUGUGCGCUUUCACAACGUUCCUGGCGUCUGAGUACAGUGAAGAAAAUAUUGCUUUCUAUUUGGCCUGUGAGGACUACAGGAACACAAAGAGCUCCUCGAAGCUGUGUGCCAAGGCCAGGAAAAUCUAUGAGGAGUUCAUCGCCUCUGACGCACCAAAAGAGGUUAAUCUUGAUCAUGAAACUAGAAACAUCAUCUUGAAGAAUAUGGAGCAGCCCACACUGUCCUGCUUCAACCUUGCCCAGAGUAAAAUUUACACCCUCAUGGAGAAAGACUGCUACCCUCGUUUCCUCAAGUCAACAGUCUACCAGGAACUCAUCACUCAGCUUGUGGGUUAAACUACCCUAAAGACGGUAGCGGAGGAAUGCAUCCCAGAUAAACAUGGCAUUUGUGUGACGUGAUGGCUGCUGGAUGAUCUGAACCGGUUUUCUGAGGUUCAGGGGGACUGGACACACAGACUCAAAAGCCGACUGGAAGGCCUCGGGCAUUCGACAACAUUGAUUCUAUGAACACAGCAGUGGAGCACACAGAGAUCAAGAUUGUAGCACUGGAUAAUAACUGUGAAAGUGGAAUGACUUUUGCACAAUUAUGUGUUAAGUGUGUAUUUUGUAUUGCCUAUGAGUAUUUAUUGAAAAGUUAUAUUGAAAAUAGUAUUUAUAUUUGUAUUUAUAUUUGAUGAACAAUUGUGGGUUAUUUAUUGAACUUUUGAGUGAAAAAAUGAAUAAAUUUUUUACAUGCAAAGAUUGCAUUUUUG
Molecule: messenger RNA, 1037 nt
Organism: Onychostoma macrolepis
Lineage: Eukaryota; Metazoa; Chordata; Actinopteri; Cypriniformes; Cyprinidae
Gene: rgs5b
Product: regulator of G protein signaling 5b
Exons: 4
Coding region: 97-621 (174 amino acids)
Source: RefSeq, a predicted model, not a curated record